Molecule: messenger RNA, 375 nt
Organism: Phytophthora infestans T30-4
Lineage: Eukaryota; Oomycota; Peronosporomycetes; Peronosporales; Peronosporaceae
Exons: 3
Coding region: 1-375 (124 amino acids)
Biological process (GO): proteolysis
Molecular function (GO): serine-type endopeptidase activity
Source: RefSeq, a predicted model, not a curated record
AUGGCUGUACUCUUCAGGAAGAGUCGACGGCUGGAUGCGUACGUGCCAAGUCUAGUGGGUGUUGAUUCAGCCAGAGAGGUCGGUAUUCGAGGAAGCGACGUAUUUGUGGGUAUCACGGACACGGGAUUGAAUCUGUACCACGACCAAUUCGAUCACGAUGAACGCGAUAUUUUUCCCGAAACUAUCACUUGUGAUCACGGUACUCACGUCGCUGGACUGUUAGCUGGCAGCUCGUUUAGCGGUAAACAUGCCAAUCUCGGCAUUGUCGACAAGGCACGGAUAGAAUUUAUGGACAUCGGGACCCAGAGCGAAACCUGCGCAGGUCAGCUGCAUUGUGCUCUCACAAGCCAGCGAUUUGGACGCUUUUAUUUAUGA